ACACCUCAAGCUAGCAGGGGUAGUGCAUGGCACGUCCUCUUCUUUCGAUUUGAAUUUCGAUGGAUCUAAGUCUGGGUAAUAUGAUUUAAAAGGUAGGCCUCUCGAGAAGAAGGGGGUUCAACUUCUGCAAGGAGUUUUCCCUCUACCGGCGUUCUCGAGUGUUCUCUCUCUGUCUUUCUGUCAACUUUCAUCUUCAACCUGCUUUGAACCAUGAAGUUCACCACUGCUGCCUCUCUCGUCUCGGUCGGUUUGGUGUCCACCGUUGAUGCUGCUAGGACUUUCACGGUCUAUAACGGAUGUCCUUUCACGAUCUGGCCUGCGAUGUUCACCGGCGUCAACCAAGCAACAGCUUCGCCUGCUUAUACCACCGGGUGGGCAGCCAAUGCCUACACUGCCGUCAGUUUCUCCGUGCCAGAUAAUUGGCAGGCUGGUCGUAUUUGGGCCCGAAGAGACUGUGAUUUCAGUGUCAACCCGGGACCGAACUCGUGUCUUGAUGGUGGAUGCAAUGGAGGGUUGGUUUGUGAUCCUACGACUGGUACUGGUGUGCCACCAGCUUCACUCGCCGAGUUCACUCUGUCCGGUGCCGGAGGUCUGGACUACUUCGAUAUCUCCUUUGUCGACGGAUACAAUCUUCCCAUAAGCAUCACCAACAACGUGAACUGCCCCGCGCCCAUUUGUGCAGUUGACCUUGGUCCCAACUGCCCCGCCCCACUUGCUGGUCCUUUCGAUUCCACCGGGUUCCCUGUUGGAUGCAAGUCCGCUUGUGACGCGAACCUCGACGGUGAUCAACAAAACUCCCCCAACUGCUGUUCGGGCCAAUACGAUACCCCGGCGACGUGCCCGGUGUCUGGGGUGGAGUAUUAUACUUAUUUCAAGGACGCAUGCCCCGAUGCCUACGCCUACGCCUACGACGAGUCCAGCGAAAGCGCGCUCUGGACUUGCGCCGACUCCCUCAACGCGGAUUACACUAUCACAUUCUGUCCUCCUGCUUAAACUUAAAGACUCUCUUUCUACUGAAUAUAAACUUGUUCCCCACUGGUACCGCUCUAUUUCUUGUAUAUAGGUAUAUACUACGCAGUGCAAUUGAAUACACUUGAGAUGAAAACGCUCGAAGUGGAAAGAC
Molecule: messenger RNA, 1123 nt
Organism: Lentinula edodes (shiitake mushroom)
Lineage: Eukaryota; Fungi; Basidiomycota; Agaricomycetes; Agaricales; Omphalotaceae
Product: thaumatin-like protein
Exons: 14
Coding region: 211-993 (260 amino acids)
Source: RefSeq, a predicted model, not a curated record